This is a messenger RNA of Stegastes partitus (bicolor damselfish), 4421 nucleotides long. RefSeq names its product serine/threonine kinase 3 (STE20 homolog, yeast) (gene stk3). Gene Ontology annotation, biological process: protein phosphorylation; protein tetramerization; signal transduction. Gene Ontology annotation, molecular function: ATP binding; protein serine/threonine kinase activity. The record is from RefSeq and is a predicted model, not a curated record. Bases 150 to 1649 code for a protein of 499 amino acids. Gene Ontology annotation, cellular component: cytoplasm. The transcript has 11 exons. Lineage: Eukaryota; Metazoa; Chordata; Actinopteri; Pomacentridae.
GUCCAUCAUCUGACGAACACUCAGCUGGCCCUGUACUAGUUUUUGACAACAACGACUCUGUCGACAAUGUUCACAUCCUGACUAUUGGUCCUCAAACUGCUACAAGUCACUCUUAGUCGGUUGUCUUUUUAUUUUUGAAGCUGUACAUCAUGGAACCGUCUGCGCCGAAAAGUAAGCUGAAAAAGCUGAGUGAAGACAGUUUGACCAAACAGCCAGAGGAAGUGUUUGAUGUUCUCGAGAAACUCGGUGAAGGUUCCUAUGGCAGCGUGUUUAAAGCCAUCCAUAAGGAGUCAGGCCAGGUGGUGGCCAUCAAGCAGGUGCCCGUGGAGUCGGAUCUACAGGAAAUUAUCAAGGAGAUUUCCAUCAUGCAGCAGUGUGACAGCCCUUAUGUGGUGAAAUACUAUGGCAGCUACUUCAAGAACACGGAUCUCUGGAUCGUCAUGGAGUACUGUGGAGCCGGUUCUGUCUCUGACAUCAUCAGACUGCGCAACAAGACGCUGACAGAAGAUGAGAUUGCCACCAUCCUUAAGUCAACACUGAAGGGUCUUGAAUACCUUCACUUCAUGAGGAAGAUCCAUCGAGACAUCAAGGCAGGAAACAUCCUCCUCAACACUGAGGGACACGCCAAACUGGCCGACUUUGGAGUUGCUGGACAACUAACGGACACCAUGGCGAAGAGAAACACUGUGAUCGGUACUCCGUUCUGGAUGGCUCCAGAGGUGAUCCAGGAGAUCGGCUACAACUGUGUAGCUGACAUCUGGUCCCUGGGCAUCACAUCCAUAGAGAUGGCAGAGGGCAAACCCCCCUAUGCUGACAUUCAUCCCAUGAGAGCCAUUUUUAUGAUUCCCACCAACCCUCCUCCAACAUUCCGCAAGCCAGAGCUUUGGUCAGACGAAUUCACAGACUUUGUCAAGAAGUGUUUGGUCAAGAACCCAGAGCAGAGAGCAACGGCCACGCAGCUGCUACAGCACCCAUUCAUCAGCCAGGCCAAGCCAGUCACAAUCCUCAGAGACCUGAUAACCGAAGCCAUGGAGAUGAAAGCCAAGAGGCAGCAGGAGCAGCAGAGAGAGCUGGAGGAGGAGGAUGACAACUCUGAGGAGGAGACCGAGGUGGAUUCUCACACUAUGGUGAAGUCGGGCUCAGAGGGCGCCGGGACAAUGCGGGCCACCAGCACCAUGAGCGACGGGGCUCAGACUAUGAUUGAGCACGGCAGCACCAUGCUUGAGUCAGAUCUGGGCACUAUGGUUAUCAACAGUGAUGAUGAAGAAGAGGAGGAAGACCAGGGAUCGAUGAGAAGGCACGCCACCCCACAGCAGCCGAUACGUCCAUCCUUCAUGGACUACUUUGACAAGCAGGACUCCAACAAAGCAGCCCAGCAGCAGGAGAACUACAACCACAACCAGCCUCAGGAGCAGCCCGGCUACCACAUCCAGUCCAAAAACGUCUUCCCUGACAACUGGAAGGUGCCUCAGGACGGAGACUUUGACUUUCUUAAGAACCUGGACUUUGAGGAGCUGCAGUUGCGCUUGACUGCCUUAGACCCCAUGAUGGAGCGGGAGAUAGAGGAGCUCAGGCAGCGCUACACUGCCAAAAGGCAGCCCAUCCUGGAUGCAAUGGAUGCCAAGAAGAGACGACAACAGAACUUCUGAGUGCUCCUCGUUGUCGCCUUGUCCCCUGGUGUGGGUUUCCCAAAGUCACCAUCACCACUAAACUUAAUUCCCAGUGACUCAGGGGAGCUAAGACGACCUUGUUGCUCUUAUUGGAUGCCCUCUGCUGUGCUGACUAACUGCCAGCCGGCCUCUGAAUGAAGAUAGAUGCUUCCUCUCCUGGGUGACAUUCAUUUGGCUCCUGGAAUCCACACUCUGUCUUGAAUAUCCUCCACAUAUGUUAAAUUUUCCUCCACAGUUCCGGCAAAGUUAUUUUCCCAUGAACAAUGCCCAGGACUGAGGCCAAAAAGAGAACCAAGCCACGGCUAUUACACAGCUGAAAAUAUCUGAAGAAUUUCCUCUUUUUCUCAAUGAAAUUCCCAUCAUGUCAUGCAGAGAACACUCAGGAACCAGCAUCAAUGCAUAAGGAAGCCCAUCCACCAGCAGCAGCACAAGCAGAGGGUCGAUGAUGUGGUCUUUUUUUUUUUUUCUUUCCUCAGACUUUUUACUUUCAAUGUAAAUAUAAUAUAGAGCCUAGUUUGGAAAUACCUGCAACAAAAGCUGUGGAGGUUUUGUCCAUGACCAAAGACAAUCAAGAUGAUGUUGACGAUGAAGUUGAGAAUGCCUUAAAAUAUUUGAAACCGUGUUUUCAAAAUAAGCAAUGUAAUAAAACAGCCAAGUCAUCGGAGCGUUAAAUCCAUUUCCUCACGAGGAGACGAGUUGGAUCGUUGAAAGAUGCAAAUGUUUGUCGAGAUGAACACAAAUCAUGUGGGUGGUGAAGACGGUGGAUCGUGCAUGUUUUCAAUUGUCUGUGGACCAGAAAAAAUUUGAAAUUUUCUCAUCAGUCUUUAUUAUCUUUUAUUUAACUUUGUUGUUUUCAAGUCUCAUGUUCUGGGCUUCGUUAUGCAUCCGUUGCUCUGUCUGUAGGGACGGACUUCUCGCAUUGUAGUGCCUCAUAACACACUGAUCCCAGUUCUGCGUUGCUCUCUGACACUCGCUCAGUGCUUUUAAUGUUUUUAAAAAUCAGAGCCUUUACUCAACUGCAAGAGAUCACACAGAAAUUCAUUCCCAGAUGGAAAACAACAACAACUCAAUUCUUCCUAAAUACUGUAUGAUUUCAUUCUUUGACAAUCUUGUAGGUUUAUUUUAAAGCCCUGCGAACUGUUUUAUGUCAUUGUUCCACUUAAUGACUGAUUGACUUUAGUCUUGAGUGACUUAUUAAACAUCUAAACCGUACGUGACACCAUCCUCGACAUGAAAGAGCAGAAAACUCAGCGCAGUAGCUAAGUUUGAACUGUUGUAUAAACCGUUUUAUUGCCGGGGAUGACUGUGAAGUUGAGAUAAAAGACUCAAGUGACGGACUGAAAAACUUCAAACCAGAGCCGCUGCAUCAGCCACACAUUUGAUUUCUUUGUUUCAGACUUUAGGUAAUAAUUUUUUAUUGCAUUAAGAUUUCCCCUGCGGCUUAUAUCUAUGUAUUAGCGGUUAUGAGGGCUUUCCGUUUCCUGACAUCUGAUGCUUUUGAUGAAGGAAGGAAGACAUUCUGUGCUCAUUUUUAACUGACUUUGAACUGUUGAAUUCAAAAAAUGUAGUUGAGAAUCACAAUUUUAGCAGAUAAUCGCCCAAUUCAAGGGACCUUUAUGUUUUGCUUUAUCCUAAGAAAAUGACCUUUUUUGGAAUUUCUCCACUAUCAGAUAUCAUUAACGGUAUCAAAAAUCCAAUUUGAAUGGUGAAUUUGAAAACACCCUACUUGCAAUCUAUUGCCAUGUUUGUCCUCUUUGUAAUAGAGGCUGUUUGGGCUUUAAUUUUUCUGUUGAUGAAGGACUUUUUUUGUUUUUGUGUGGUAAUAACGACCUUUUGAAUGAAUUCAGCCUGUCUUAAUCUUUAAUACUUGUGCAGUACGUCUGCAGGUUGCUGUUACAAAUGAAUGUGGCUCAGUCUUACUGCACAUUUACCGAUAUCUUAACAUGACGGUUAUAAUGAAAAGACCUGCUGUUACACUUGCUCACCGUCUUAUCCGAUGGGCAGAAAAUCAGCUCCCAUUUUAGGCACAAAUCCAAAUUACAAUCAUGGUAUCAGCUUGUGAAGGAUCAGUACUGUUUGCUUUCUCAUGUUUUCUUCUGUUUUUCUACUUCAAAGUGAACCAGAACUUCGACAGAAACCAUUAACAUCUUAAUUUUCAUUCCUAAACUAAGUCUGCACUUCAUCUGCAACUUACACACAAGCAUUCACGUUUUAUUUAUUAAGCUUUUUUUUUUUUUUUUCUUUUGGUGACACUGGUUUAAAUAUGGUAGCUGAUUUGGCUGUUGAUAUUUUUGCCCUUGGUCAUAUAAAUGUGUCUUGAUUUCUCUCUGUGUUUAGACUAUGCAUGUUUAAAAAUUAAGUUUGCUAUGUAGUGGAAUGCUAUUGUAUUAACUGCACAGGAAAGAGUACUGUUAAUAUGGAAGAUGGAUUAUUUUUAAUUUAGCUUUUAAAUAUUUGCUCUGCACAAUUAAAAAAAAACAAAACAAAACAAAAAAAGUCCAAUUUGGAAUUGUUCAGAAUCGGCCAUAAUAGUGUACAGUUAUCUGAACUCAUGAUUUGCUAUACGGGCUAUAUUGUUUGUCUUCAUUUAUUUUAUGUUAUUUCCACAUUAUAAAGACUUGAGGGGUGUAGAGUGGAAUGUAAGCAUUUAUGUUUGAACCACUUAAUUUAUUAUGUUUUGUUUGUAAUACUUUAUAAAGUUUUGAAAAAAUGUGCAAGAAAUAAUAAAAGUUACUUAUAGUUAACCAGAAA